AUGACACGUUAUUUAUUAUUUUUUCUUACGAUUAUUAUUUAUAUACCUAAAAUAUCUUCUAUUGAUUCAAAAUCACCAAUUAUUUUCAUUCCUGGAAGUUUUUGUAGUCUACUUGAAGUACGUAUAAAUACAACACUUCAACCAUCAUGUCCAAUAUCUUUACAUAAUCGAUGGAUUAUUCUUUGGUUAAAUCUUCGUUUUUUUGAACCAGAAUUUUUAACAUGUUUUCAUAAUAUAUUUAAAUUCAUAUAUAAUUCUUCAUUAAAUUCAUUUGAAAAUCCAUCAGGUGUUGAAACUCGUAUUAUUUAUAAUUCAAUAAAUGAUUCAUUUCUUAAUGAUGGUAUAAAUAUUCAUUCAUUACCAUAUGAUUUUCGACGAGGUACAAAUAAAACUUUACUAUCUUUUAAUAAUAAUUUAAAACAAUUAAUUGAAUUAACAUAUAUAAAAAAUAUGAAUAAAAGUAUUUAUUUAAUAAGUCAUAGUACAGGUGGUUCAAUGAUAUUAUUUUUUCUUUCACAACAAUCACAAUUAUGGAAAGAUCAAUAUAUUCAUGGAUGGAUAUCAUUAAGCGGAAAUAUAGCUGGUGAAAUUGAUAAUAUACAAAAUUUAAUUCAAGGUUCUCUUUCACCUAUUUUAACACGUGAUAUUUUUCAAACAUGGGAUUUUUUUGCUUGGCGUCUACCAGAACCAAUGAUUUAUGGUUCUGAAAGAAUUAUUAUAAAAACACCAACAAAAAAUUAUACAUCAUAUGAUAUGUUAAAUUUUUUACGUGAUUUAAAUGCUAAUGAACUUUCAUUAAUUUAUCCACAAGCAUCAUCAAUAUUAGCAUCUUUACCAGCACCUAAUGUAAAUACAUAUUGUUUUUAUGGUGUUAAUAUUUCAACACCAAUUGGUUAUAUAUCAAAAUCAGAUCAAUUUAUAAGUAAUCAAUUAGAAACAAUUUAUGGUUGGGGUGAUGGAGAACAAGAUGAUACAACAAAUAUGUCAUGUCAAUUAUGGAAAAAAACAAUGGAUAUUAAAUAUAAAUUAAUUUUAAAAGGAUUUGAUAGAGUUAAUCAUUUAGCACUUGUAGGAAAUGAUUAUGUAAUUGAAGAGAUUGAUCAGAUUAUUUUUUCAUAA
Messenger RNA from Rotaria sordida, 1119 nucleotides. NCBI's taxonomy places the organism in Eukaryota, Metazoa, Rotifera, Eurotatoria, Philodinida, Philodinidae. The record is from the annotation of a GenBank genome assembly.